Molecule: messenger RNA, 1529 nt
Organism: Juglans regia (Persian walnut)
Lineage: Eukaryota; Viridiplantae; Streptophyta; Magnoliopsida; Fagales; Juglandaceae
Exons: 4
Coding region: 55-1386 (443 amino acids)
Source: RefSeq, a predicted model, not a curated record
GCCCACGACCUCUCAGUUCCAUUUCCCGCAGUUCACAAAGUGCACACCACGGUCAUGCCCAACAACAUGCUGGAGCGGGUCCUCUCCCUUCGCCGAUCCACACAGCCGCACGGGGACGAAGCCGCCGGUGAAAAAGGCGACGGAGCCGCCGAUGAGUCCAAGACCAAGAAGCAGCAACUCCCGCUAACGAUGCGGGCCGCUAACUACUUGACCCGGAUGGGCCACAUCGGACCAUGCCUCGCAUUCCUCUUCCUCACCUUCAUCGCAAUCCUCUCCUUGCAACUCUUCCACUCCCACAGUUUCGUUUGCGUCUCCUCAUCCUACUACGACCCGGUUUCCCGCGCAGGAUUCUACGGGUUCGACGGCCUCGAAUCGGACUUCGGAUCCCUCGGCGUGCCUUGGUGCAGAUCGAAACAUGGAAAAACAGUUGAAUGGACGUCUAAGGAUUUACUCAAAGGCUUGGAAGAUUUCGUACCCAUAUAUGAAGCCCGGCCAAUUAAAAACAAUAUGUUUGGAAUGGGUUUCGAUCACAGCUUUGGGCUAUGGUUCAUUGCUCAAUGGCUGAAGCCAGAUCUGAUGAUUGAGAGCGGUGCUUUCAAGGGGCAUUCCACUUGGGUCUUGCGGCAAGCAAUGCCAGACACACCAAUUGUGUCACUUACACCCCGACAUCCCGAGAAGUAUCUACAGAAGGGUCCUGCUUAUGUUGAUGGAAACUGUACAUACUUUGCUGGAAAGGACUUUGUGGAUUUUGGAAGUGUUGAUUGGGCAAGUGUGAUGAAGAAACAUGGGAUUACCAAUCUCAGUCGGGUUCUUAUUUUUUUCGAUGACCAUCAAAAUGAAUUGAAAAGAAUAAAGCAGGCUCUAAAAGUUGGUUUCCAACAUCUUGUUUUCGAGGAUAACUAUGACACUGGAACCGGAGAUCAUUAUUCCUUAAGGCAGAUUUGUGAUCAAUUUUAUAUAAGAGGAGGUGGCCAUUGCUGUUUUAAAGACAGCGAUGAAGCUCGGAUUAGAUCAAAGAGGAAGAAAUUUUGGGAGAAAGCGAUGGACAUAGAAGAACUCUGUGGACCAGGCGAAGCGUGGUGGGGUGUUAGAGGAUACAUGCGGGAUAAUUUUAACCACAGUAAUGAGCCAAUCUCCCUUGCAGAGCACUUUGAGAACAGCCGUUUUCUGGAAUCAAUUCUUGAUGUUUAUUGGGAACUCCCUCCAGUGGCUGGACCUUCUCUCACUCAUCAAUCAAGAUAUGAUCCUGCUCGUGCACCAAGUCCUAUUGUUGAAGAUGGCCGAUACCGCUUGUUCCAGCGGCUCGGUCUGACCAGACUUGAGACUUCUGUAUUCAAUGGGUAUACUCAGAUGGUUUAUAUUCAGAUAUCCAAACAAGAGAUUUAGAUCACAGUAGAUGAGAAUUUACUUUGUUAACUUCCCAUAGCCUUUUCAUGUUAUGCACGGAUUUUUUCUCUCCUAGCUCUCUGUGUUUUCCACCAUGUUUUGUAUAUCAAGUUUUAGAAAUUUAGAACCGCUUUGGGAGGCAA